UUCUGCCGUAUCUUAAUUACGGUGUCGAUCGCAGCCUCUGUCGGUCCAGAAUUCCUUUGAGCAUCCAGGUUCAUUUGGGUAGUUGAGUUCUAUUUCAUUUCUUUGUCACUGCAGGCAUUCGGUGAUAUUUUGCGUUUUGAGAGUUGGGUUUUGGAGUUGGAGGAGGAGGAGACCGGAGUUGGUGAGUGGUGGUGGAUUUAGAAGUUUGUAGAGCCAUGGCAGCGAUAACGAGGGCCGCAUCGGCCUCUGGGAGGGCGAAGGGCAUUUUGAAUUCUUAUUUUCUGCGCUCUGUGUCGACGACCUCGGCGUCCUCAACCGCCUUGAAGAGUUCCACGGAGCAAUCCGACCCAUCGCCUGGAAUCACCGCCACGAAGGAGCCCAACAUUAAGAAGUUUUCAAUUUACCGGUGGAGCCCUGACAGCAGUGAGAAGCCCUACCUGAAGACGUAUUCCAUCAACACGAACGAGUGCGGGCCUAUGGUUUUGGAUGCGUUGAUCAAAAUCAAGAACGAGAUCGAUACUGGGUUGACAUUCCGGAGGUCUUGCCGGGAGGGAAUUUGUGGGUCUUGCGCAAUGAACAUCGGCGGCAGCAACGGCCUUGCUUGCUUGACGCCCAUUGAGCCUGAUCCCAAGUCGGAGACCAUAAUCUCCCCUCUCCCGCACAUGUAUGUGAUUAAGGACCUUGUCGUCGACAUGACGCAAUUUUAUUCGCAGUACAAGAGUAUUGAGCCCUGGCUGAAGACCAAGAAGCCUGCGCCCGGAGGAAAGGAGUAUCUUCAGACGAAGAAGGACCGACUCAAGCUGGACGGCAUGUAUGAAUGCAUCUUGUGUGCAUGCUGCACUACCUCCUGCCCUAGUUACUGGUGGAAUCCCGACAAGUAUUUGGGACCAGCUGCUCUGUUGCAGGCUCACAGAUGGAUUGCAGACAGCAGGGACGAAUUUACAAAGGAAAGGCUUGAGGCUCUAGACGACCCAUUCAAGUUGUACCGGUGCCACACCAUCAUGAAUUGUGCUAAAGCAUGCCCUAAGGGUUUGAACCCUGGAUUGCAAAUUGCUGCUAUUAAGAAGAAGGAGAUUACAAGAUAAGCCUAAUAGUUCGGAUGUAUCCGCUUAGCUCUCCAUGUCGUUGGAAUUCACUAUGUGGCUUAGUUGAGCAUGGAGAGAUGCAUUUUGGGAGGGUUCACCGUAGAUGUUCGUGUGAAUCGUCUGUGUCCCAGGUAUGAAUGUGCGCCCAAUGGUUGUAUUUUGCGCUCAGCUUGAGGCAUUCCAGGUAUCGGGCUGUGGCGCAGGCCUAGCAAUAAUUUGAUCAUCUGGUUGCUAGUUCAGUAUUUUGUGGCUUCCAGUUGUAUCAUUGAGAACUCUGAAAAGCUGUACAAUCGCACCUGUGAUUUCUUGGUGACGCGCUGAACUUGAAAGAAACUAUUCCAGCUAAUUGAUCAGACACCCUCUUCAUUUAUAUUCA
Molecule: messenger RNA, 1461 nt
Organism: Physcomitrium patens
Lineage: Eukaryota; Viridiplantae; Streptophyta; Bryopsida; Funariales; Funariaceae
Biological process (GO): aerobic respiration; tricarboxylic acid cycle; respiratory electron transport chain
Cellular component (GO): mitochondrion
Molecular function (GO): 2 iron, 2 sulfur cluster binding; oxidoreductase activity; electron transfer activity
Source: RefSeq, a predicted model, not a curated record